AUUUGUACCAGUGAACGUGUGACGGAAAGAACUAACAGUAUUUAAGGAUUUCUGAUAAAUGGACAACACCUAAAUCUGGAUACUAUUGCUGGGAUUAUGAUCUGUAAGUUUUGUGGAAAUUUAUACACAAAACUUGAGGAAUUUGUUGGACACUUUUCUACAAAUUAUUAUAUGAACAAGAAGAAAUUACAGAGUAAAACAAAGUUUAAAAAUAAAUAUCUAUGUUGCAGAAGAAAGCAACUAACUGACUUUGCGGAUUCCAAAACUCAUAACAAAAAUGUUAAAAAUGAAAUUGAAAUAGUUGAAUAUGAUUUGAAAGAGGAUAAAGAUACCAGAGUAACUGGUAGUUUUGAGAUAAGUUCAAGUGAUGGUCAGAAAUUGGAGAAAAGUGAUUCACAUGGACAUUUAUUUACUCACAAUGAAGAAAAGUCACUCAAAUGUGACUUUUGUUUAAAAACUUUCUCAAAGAAAACUCUAUUAAAAUCACAUUUGCGUAUUCACACCGGAGAAAAACCAUUCAAAUGUGAAAUUUGUUCAAAAACUUUUUCGUGGAAAAAUAAUCUGAAUGCACAUUCUCGUAUUCACACAGGAGAAAAGCCAUUCAAGUGCGACAUUUGUUUGAAAACUUUUUCACAGAAAAAUAAUUUGACUACGCAUUUGCAUAGUCACACAGGAGAAAAGCCAUUCAAAUGUGAUAUUUGUUCUAAAAAUUUUCCACGGAAAACUCAAUUGAAUACACAUUUGAUAAGUCACACAAAAGAAAAGCCAUUCAAAUGUGAAAUUUGUUUAAAAACUUUUUCACAUAAAAAUAAUUUAAAUUUGCAUUUAAAUAGUCACACAGGAGAAAAUCAGUUCAAAUGUGACAUUUGUUUCAAAAGUUUUCCAAGAAAAUCUCAAUUGAAUAUACAUUUGCUAAGUCACACAAAAGAAAAGCCAUUCCAGUGUGACAUUUGCUUUAAAAGUUUUUCACAGAAAAAUAAUUUGAAUACACAUUUGCGUAGUCACACAGGAGAAAAGCCUUUUAAAUGUGAUGUUUGUUCAAAAUCAUUCACACAGAAAUGUCAUUUGAAUGAGCAUUCACGUAGUCACACAGGAGAAAAGCCAUUUAAAUGUGAUAUUUGUUUAAAAACGUUUACACAGAAAUGUCAUCUGUUUGAACACCUACGUAGUCACACAGGGGAAAAACCUUUCAAAUGCGACGUUUGUUUGAAAACUUUUUCGUGGAAAAAUAAUCUGAAUGCACAUUUGCGUAUUCACACAGGUGAAAAGCCAUUCGAAUGUGUCAUUUGCUUGAAAACUUUUUCACAGAAAUGUCACUUGAUUGAGCAUUUCCGUAGUCACACAGGAGAAAAGCCAUUUAAAUGUGACGUUUGCUUAAAAACUUUUUCGCAGAAAAAUAAUUUGAAUACACAUUUACGUAGUCACAUAAAAGAAAAGUGAUUAAAAUAUGAAACUGAAAAUCAUUUGAAUCGGAUUUUUUUAUUGAUAUGGCUCUAGUGGCCAAACUUUUCAUCGUUCAAUUGAAAUAUUUAUAUCAACAUUUGUCACAAAAUCGGGUAUUAUAUUUAAUUUUUUUUAUUUUUUAUUGAAUUAAACAGGUUAGGUCAGAGUUAUGAGAUCAUAUUGUGGCAACUUUAAAGUGGAACCUCUCUUUGUUGACAAAUUGGAUAAACCGAAUUUACUUUUUUACCUUUUCCAUCACUCGAAUAUCUUGCACCUCCAGUAUAACCGGUAUCUGAAAUCCAUCUUUUAGUGAUGGUUCAGAGAAUAUCAAUAUCUGAAUUAUAAUCAAUUGUUAUAACUUUUGGCAAAUUUCUAUUUUUUUGUGAUACUUUUGUUUUUUGAAAACCUCUAUUUGUUAUUCGUUUUUUUUUGCCUUUUCUUCGCUUCCACAAAAUCAUCUUUUUCAUGAAUAUACUAUAAUCAUAAACGCCGAAGAAAUAAUCGACAGUUAAAGAAUAAUAAACAAAUCAGCUGGUACUUGCAAGUUUCAACUUGUCCCUGUUGUUAUUACUAAUUUAUUUGAGCAGAUAACUAAUUUAGCUUUGGGUAAAACGUUCAAAAAGGUACUGAAAAAACAAACAACGUGUUGACGGUAUUCAAUGUGUUUAUUAACUACUACUAAAAAGGAAAGAAAAUAAAAAUACAUCCGUUAGGUUACAAUAAAUGAACAUAGAUGUCGCCACACGGCUCAUGAGCUUUUGGUAUUAUUUCCAACACAAGUAUAUAUAAGUACAAGCAGUAUAUUGGUAUUGACUUUGUUUAGAACAAAAUAAAAUUCUGAUCUGUUCUAAGGUACUGAAAUUUCUAUUCAAAUUUUUUAAAGAACGAUCUUUCUAACGGGGACUUGAGAUGAGAAAGUUAAUUCUCAUUGGAUAACUUACGGAUCUAGACUAGAAGAUCUGGGAAUAGAAGAAGAACUAAUUUUCACCAUUAUAAUAUUUGUGUUUAAUAUUGUUGACUUUUUUGUUCAAAUAGCUAUAAUUUAAUUACUAAUAUUAUAUGAUCCAAGCAAAAUGAGUUUGGAGCAACAAAUUAAGAGAGAAAUCGAUAUUCAAAAUGAUUUUGUUUGGAAAAUGGAUGUUAAACAAGAGUUGAGUGAUGAUGAUGUAUCUAAGGCCGCAGUUCAAGAUGUGAAUACUAAUAUUAAUAGUAUUAAACAAGAAGUAAAAGACGAAUUCAACAUUGAUCAAUUAUUUGAAGAAUCUAUGGCUGCAGAAAAAACAGGGAGGAACAGUUCUCAUAAGAUUGAUAUACCUAACAUUCAAAACAAAUCUGAAUAUUUUAUAGGGAAUCCAGGAAGGCGAACUAAAUCGAAAGGACUACUUAAAAAUGGAAAAUACCUAAAUCUAGAUACUAUUAAUGGGAUUAUAAUAUGUCAAUCUUGUGGAAAUUUAUACACAAAACUAAAAGAAUUUGUUUACCACUUUUCUACUAAUCAUUGUACGAAUAUGAAAUUACUAUGCAAAAUGAAAUUACGCCAGAAAAGUUGCAGAAGUAGACGAGGAACUAUUAUUUCCAGAAUUCUUACUGUAAAUGUUAAAAAUGAAAUUGAAAUCAAUGAACAUGAUUUGAAAAAAGAAAAAGAUAUAUUCAAUGAUACUUUUGAAAAAAGUUUAGAUGGCAGUCAGUUCACUCACACUAAAAAAAAUCCACUCAAAUGUGAUUUUUGUUUAAAAACUUUCUCAAAGAAAUAUCUAUUACAAUCACAUUUGCCUUUUCAUACUGGAGAAAAACCAUUCAAAUGUGAUAUUUGUUUAAAAUCUUUUUCAUGGAAACAAAAUUUGAGAACACAUUUAUUUAUUCACACAGGGAAAAGGGCAUUCAAAUGUGAUAUUUGCUCCAAAACUUUUACAUGGAAAAGUAACCUGAAAACACAUUUGCAUGGUCACUCUGGAAAAAAGCCAUUUAAAUGUAAUAUUUGUUCGAGAACUUUUUCGCAUAAGAAUUAUUUGAAUACACAUUUGCGUCGUCACACAGGUGAAAAGCCAUUCAAAUGUGAUAUUUGUUUGAAAACUUUUUCUCGGAAAAGUAGUUUGAAGAAACAUUUGCUUAUUCGCAAAAGAGAAAAGCAAUUCAAAUGUGAAGUUUGCUCGGAAAAUUUUUCAUUGAAAUGUCAUUUUAUUGGACAUAUGGCUAGUCAUAUUGGAGAAAAAUCAAACAAAUGUGACAUUUGCUCUAAGACUUUUUCAAAGAAAUCUUAUUUGGAUGAACAUUUACGUAUUCACGCAGGAGAAAAACCAUUUAAAUGUCAGAUAUGUUCAAAAACAUUUUCAAGGAAAUGUAAUUUAAGUACACAUAAUAUAAGUCACAGGAAAGAAACGCCAUUCAAAUGUGAUAUUUGUUCACAAGCUUUUCCGUGGAAAACUUGUUUGGAUAAACAUUUUUGGCUCAGUCACGGAGAAAAGCCAUUCAAAUGCGAUAUUUGUUUACAAACAUUUUCCUGGAAAAAUUGUUUGAAUAGACAUUUACGUCGUAGUCAUACAGGAGAAAAUCCAUUCAAAUGUGACAUUUGUUCAGAAAAAUUUCCAAAGAAAAAUCAUUUGGUUACACAUUUGCUUACUCAUGAUGGUGGUGGAAAGCGAUUCAAAUGUGAAUUUUGUUUGAAAACUUUUUCUAGAAAAUAUAAUUUGAAUAUACAUUUGCAUACUCACACAGAAGAGAAGCCGUUCAAGUGUGAUAACUAGUGAAAUUUGAUUCUUUCCAAAUAUUUCUCUUACUAAAUACUUAAAAUUAAUUGCACAGCUCUUGUGCUAGAAUGCACAUUACAAACGAACAUUUAUUUUUAGUAUUUAAUCAAAAUAUAUAGGAAGUGUAACAGAAAAUGUUCAUUUCAAUAAGAGUGGACCUCUUAUUGGACAUAAAGUAAUCGUCGCCUCGUUGGAAUCAAAUGGAUCCUCUUCUGUUGGUGAUUCGAUAUUAGAGCCUGUCCUGUCUAGCUACAGUGGAAUUCUAAAAUUUGGUAAACGCGCGUACAGCAGGAUACAUUUGAUGUUUGAGUGUAAAUAAUUUUUUAUAGCAAGCGGUUUAUUUACAUUGUUUCUUUUGAGUAAUUUCCAGGAAGGUCUAUUUAUUUAUUUGUUUUGUUUAUUUUUGUUCUAAAUCUAGAAAAUUCUUUUUGGAUAAGUAUGUAAGUACGUAAUGUAACGCAGAUAGUUUAGUUUUAAAUAAAUACUCGUAGUGAAAAGAACGAAUUAGUAAAAGUAAUCGCAAAAAUUAUUUAUAAGUAAAUUAUUAUAAGUGUAUUGUAUAGUGUGUAAAUAAAUUAAGAACGUAUUUAGUAUUUAUUAAUUCACCUCACGAAUAGAAAGAGUGUAAAUAAAUACGAAAAACGUUACAAUAUGGUUUCGAAACAUGGCAACGACCGAAAGACUUGGGAAAAAGAUACAAAUAAUAGAAAUAAGAUUCCUCCAGAAAUUGGAAAACAAGACUCGAUUAGAACAAAAUAAAAAACGAAACUUACAAGCAAACAUUAAAUACAAAAUCUACAGAACAAUACUUAGAAGAAAAUGGUCCGGACAUGUGAAAAGGAUUACAAGGAGAACACCAGAAGCCAGAACGAUAAGGUCGAGAAACGAAGGACGAAAUCAAAAAAGCGAUUGAGAAUAGAGGGAAGAAACUACAUGAGGUACUACCACAAACAAAGGACUAAAAGAAAUGGAAAGAAUCGAAUAAUGAAAGAAAA
Molecule: messenger RNA, 5185 nt
Organism: Diorhabda carinulata
Lineage: Eukaryota; Metazoa; Arthropoda; Insecta; Coleoptera; Chrysomelidae
Product: zinc finger protein OZF-like
Exons: 3
Coding region: 2517-4187 (556 amino acids)
Biological process (GO): regulation of transcription by RNA polymerase II
Molecular function (GO): RNA polymerase II cis-regulatory region sequence-specific DNA binding; DNA-binding transcription factor activity
Source: RefSeq, a predicted model, not a curated record